CGUCGUGGCGGCGAAGGAGGAGCCGGGAGGGCUGGCUGAACCAGGAAGGCGCUGGCGGUAGCGCGCACGCACGGACGUACGUCGGUGGCCAGCGGGGCGGCAGGCUCGCGCCCGGGCUCGCCCCGCACCGCGCCAGAGGCUCGCGCACUCAGCAGGUUGGGCUGCGGCGGCGGCAGCUGUGGGAGCUGAGGCGCUGCGCGUGAGAGGUCCCACACACUUCUGCGGUUCCGGCUCCGCCACCCUCCAUCCGCCUCCCUCACCCCAGUCUCCUGGCGGGGUGCUGAGGAAGGGAACAGCUCUAGCCCUGGGAACCCAGAGCACACCCCUGGGCUGUUUCUGACAGCGCCCUGCUUCCCUUCCCAACCGCGGGCCUCGCUCGGUGCUAGGCGACUCUGCGGGGAGGCGGCGGCGGCGACGGCUGCCUGUCUUUGGAGAGCCCCGCUGCCCUCCAGCCUUGCUCCUCCGCCGGGCCCUGCAGGGGCCGAGAAAGCUGGGCUCCCGGCCUUCCGCUGGCCUUUUUCAUCAGCCUGUUGGAGCAGGGUCGGUCCGGGAGGUUUUUGGGCUGAGGCGGCGGCAGCUCCUCCGGCUCCAUCAUGUCCGCGGGCGGAGACUUCGGGAAUCCGCUGAGGAAAUUCAAGCUGGUGUUCCUGGGAGAGCAGAGCGUUGGAAAGACAUCCUUGAUCACCAGAUUCAUGUAUGACAGUUUUGACAACACUUAUCAGGCAACAAUUGGCAUUGACUUUUUAUCAAAAACAAUGUACUUGGAGGAUCGAACAGUACGAUUGCAAUUAUGGGACACAGCAGGUCAAGAGCGGUUCAGGAGCUUGAUUCCUAGCUACAUUCGUGACUCCACUGUGGCAGUUGUUGUUUAUGAUAUCACAAAUGUUAACUCAUUCCAGCAGACUACAAAAUGGAUUGAUGAUGUCAGAACAGAAAGAGGAAGUGAUGUUAUCAUCAUGCUAGUAGGAAAUAAAACAGAUCUUGCUGACAAGAGGCAAGUGUCAAUUGAAGAGGGGGAAAGGAAAGCCAAAGAGCUGAAUGUUAUGUUCAUUGAAACUAGUGCAAAAGCAGGAUAUAAUGUAAAGCAGCUCUUCCGACGUGUAGCAGCAGCUUUGCCUGGAAUGGAAAGCACACAGGACAGAAGCAGAGAAGACAUGAUUGACAUAAAACUGGAAAAGCCUCAGGAGCAACCAGUCAGCGAAGGAGGCUGUUCCUGCUAAUCCCCUGUGGCACCUUCAACCCUUCUUCAAAAGCUCACUGCUUUGGCCCCCUUACUCUUUCAUUGACUGCAGUGUGAAUAUUGGCUUGAAUCUUUUCCCUUCAGUAAUAACGUAUUGCAAUUCAUCAUUGCUGCCUGUCUCAUGGAGAUGAUCUAUUAGCUUCACAAGCACAAAAAAAGUCAGUGUCUUCAUUAUUUAUAUUUUACAAAAAGCCAAAAGAUUCCAGCAUAUUCCAGUGAUAACUUUAAAAAUUAGAUACAUUUUCUUAACAUUUUUUCCUUUUUUAAUGUUCUGAUAAUGUACUUCAAAUGAUGGAAAUCUCAGCAGUAUGAGUGGCUUGGUUAAGGAGCAAUAUGUUCACUGCCUAUUUGAUCUCGUGCUGCUUUUUCUCAACUCCCCUCAAGUCCAUUCCCUGUUCUUACCCUCCCUCUUUUCCUCAAAACAAACGAGGUGGCAAAGCAGCAGUCAGACUAAGCCCAUUGGAAUUAUCCUUCAAUUUUACAAACACUACUUGCUCUGGGCCAUGAGCCAAGGUGUACAAACUUCUUAUUGCACACUGAUAUAAAUUACUUAGACGUUCUUCGUGGUCUCAAUGCAGCUAUCAUGGUGGGCAAUGUUUGGAUAAAAAAAGUGUUUUGGUACAUCUUCAAAAUGAGUAAUGAACAUACUGAGUAUUUACAAUAGAGGAACAUAAAAUAUUUCUGACCAAAACGAAUGACCCUUUCACAUGUGCUUUAUUAGACUCUGGGAGAGAAAAGUAACCAAGUGAUUCAGACAAGUUUUUAAUAUUUAAUUCUUCAUGGUAAAAUCGUCAAGUUCUAACAAACUAUUUCUCCCAAGGUUUUCAAAUUAUCAAGAUAGAGAUACUCUGUUUGUUUAAAAACAAAUCUUUAAGCAGUAGGUUUCACUUGGGUUUUCACUCUUUUUUUAAAAUGCUAUGCAGGCAAGGUACUGUAAAAGUCAAAUUCCUUUAAGAAGAACCAGUGGAAGAAUUUAGAUUUGGCACCAUGAUCAAAAUUAAAUUACUAAACUAGUAGGAAUAAUGAUGUCUAAAGCUUACCAAGAAAAGAACUCUUGGCAAAAAAGCAAAUACUUUGCUUAGGACAUUUGAGGUCAAAUUGAAGACAGAAACUGUUCUUUUGUAAGCCCCUAGAGGCAGAUCAGAAAAAGCAUACAUAGAAGAAGAAAAGAGAGAAUGGAAAUAAAACUCAAUAUUAUGCAGCUUAAUGCCUUAUUUUUUAGCAUUUUUUAAAUGUUGGGUCUUUCAGGCUGGUUUUGCUUUUUAUUAGAUCUGUAUAGUUUGGUUAAUGAACUAGUGAUUUAGUUUUAUAUUUAAGCUACAAUUAAUCUUUCUUCCUUGGUGGUAUUUAUUUCUUUGCCUUUUUUUUUAAAAACUACUUUCAAUUUUUAGAUGUUUUAUUGAAUCUAGUUAGAGCUUCAUCACCAUGGCAAUAUGUAUUUCCCUUAAAACACUGCAAACAAUUCUAAUAGGAGUGCACCCUUUUAAUCUUUACUAGUUAUUGUGAGAUUGCUGUGUAAGUUAAUAAAUACUUUGUAAAUACAUUGUUUGCAGGAAGAAAAUUUCUGAGUUUACAGCUCAGGAAAAGCCUGCUGAAUUUAUGUUGUAAGCAUUGCUUAACACAGUAUAAAGAUGAAAAGACAACAAAAAUAUCUUCAUACUUCCUCAUCCCCUCAUUGUAACAAGAUGCUUAACUGGGAGAACCUUAGUCCCCUCUUUUUCCUCUUCCUCUUCCCACUUAUUGUCACCUUGUAAUAUUCAGAGAGCACUUGGAUUAUGGAUCUGAAUAGAAAAAUGCUUUCAGAUAAUCAUUAGCCCACAUACCAGUAACUUAUACUUAAAGAUGGGAUGGAGUUGUAAAGUGCUUUUAUAAUACAAUAUUAUUGUUAAAGGCAAGGGUUGACUGUUUGUUUUAUUUUGACAUGGCAUGUCCUGAAAUAAAUAUCAAUUCAAUAUG
Messenger RNA from Nycticebus coucang (slow loris), 3196 nucleotides. RefSeq names its product RAB6A, member RAS oncogene family (gene RAB6A). Lineage: Eukaryota; Metazoa; Chordata; Mammalia; Primates; Lorisidae. Gene Ontology annotation, molecular function: GTP binding; GTPase activity. The record is from RefSeq and is a predicted model, not a curated record. The transcript has 8 exons. The coding region runs from base 594 to 1220 and encodes 208 amino acids.